Messenger RNA from Haliotis rubra (blacklip abalone), 3428 nucleotides. RefSeq names its product sorting nexin-13-like. Gene Ontology annotation, molecular function: phosphatidylinositol binding. The record is from RefSeq and is a predicted model, not a curated record. Gene Ontology annotation, cellular component: early endosome. NCBI's taxonomy places the organism in Eukaryota, Metazoa, Mollusca, Gastropoda, Lepetellida, Haliotidae.
UGGCCGAAGACGAGAAAACACCUCUGCGUCAACAAUUUAACCCGUGGUCAUGACAGAACGAAUACUCUGUUAUUCCAACGCGUUGAUGUAGCAGACACAAAGAUGAUGAUGUUGGAAAGCAGCUGGAUAUGGCUGACACUGGCUGCAGGACUGUUUCUGGUGUCGUUUGGCAGCUUCGGGCUGCUGUUUGCCAUCUACGCCCUGGCUGUGGCAGCAGGGAGUAUGGUGAUCAUCUACUCCUAUGGCAAGGUGAUGUCCCAGGAAGAUCUGGACGACACAGUCACUGGUGUCCGGAGGCCACAGAGAGCUGUGCAGAAGAUAAAAGCAAGGAUGGAGCAGACCACAAAGUUGAAAAACUUUGACAAAAGAAUGACAGGCAGCAUCAUCGACGAUGCCCUCCAAGAGGUGUUGGACCACACCAUCCGAGACUACAUCAAGACCUGGUACCGACAGCUCAGUGAUCACGACCGCUUCCCCUUGGAUGUCCGACAGUGUGCCCAGAAGGCUAUCAUCACCUUCUCCAACAGAGCAAAGGAGAUAGACUGGAUGCCCCACUUCACCAGGCGGCUUGUUGACGACUUUGCAUCACACAUCCGCCUGUACCGGCAAGCUGUGGACAAGAAGGCGAGGCUUCCUAAAGAAGAACGAGAAACAGCUGAUCUUGAAAAUAUUUUCUUUGACCUGGAGGUUAAUAUGGAAAACAACAUGAGUCGUGAUCUUGUAUGUUUAUCCCCAGAGGCAGAAAGACAAUAUCUACAAGACCUGAUUGAAGUUAUUUUAUUCCUACUUUUACCAAAAGAAGAUUUCUACAACAAACCCUUUAGAUAUGUAGUUAGGGAAGUUUUAGUCAAUGGUGUUUUUAUGCCGACAAUAGAUCUCUUGUCAGAUCCAGACUAUAUCAACCAAUAUAUCGCAUGGCUGUGCCGUGAACCAUCCUUUACUAAGGAGACAUUUCUGACUGUGAUAAAGACAAGUGAUACCGAGGCUGAACUUGACGCUGUGAAGGACAUUAUAGAGUCUGAGAUAGCCAAGUGGCGAUCUAAGGAUACUGGGGGCAGUGAUGAUGCUAUUAUUAAGCAGAACUUGAACAGUUUAGUGUUUGUGCGGGACACAUGUGAGGCUCGCAAGAAGCGGUUACAGGAUGGACCAACAGAGCCAGACAUUCUACCAGAAGAUGAGGGUCCUGACUUUCUGAAGUACCACAACUUGUAUAUACUGAGUCUGGACGACAUUAUGGCCAACAACAUUGCUCUUCAGUCUUUCAUUGAAUUCAUGACCUGUAAAGGGGGGCAGCAGUAUUUAUAUUUCUACUUAAACGUGGAAGGUUUCCGGGCGGCAGCUGAACAGCAGAUCAGAGAAGCCCACAAGUUGAAAAACGAGAACUGCAAAGCAGCAGAACCAGACCUGGAGUCACUACGCAGAGCAGCAAUGAUCAUCUACGAUCAGUACUUGUCUGACAAGGCCAGCUCCAGGAUUAAGGUCGAAUCAGACAUCAGCAAGAGAACCAUCAACAACAUCAAGAGCAAGAUGCUGUCGGAGGAUGUGUUCGACACUGUGCAAGCUCGGGUGUACCAAAUCCUACAUAUCGACUUCUAUGAGGAGUUUCUCCAGAGCCACGCCUAUGUGAAGCUGCUGGGAGAACUGGGCAUGUUACCCGACAGCAAGUCAGAGGACCGGGCUGACACCCUCAGCAUAGAUGAUGUGCCGAGGAUUAUAUGGUUUAAAGCUGAAGAUAUCAUCGACGACAGUUCCCCAGAGACACGGUCCCUGGACUCAUUGUCCUCAGCCUCUUCUGGAGGAACACCGGCAGAGAUAACGUACCUGGCUUCUAUAUCUCAGUGUGGUAUUGUGAAGGAGUCUGGCAAGUCGUACGCUGUGUUCGCCGUGACGGUGAAGAAGCGGGUGAGGGGAGUGGAAGAGGAGGAGAUCUGGGACGUGUACAGACGCUAUAGUGACUUCCACGACCUUAACAUGCUGCUCAUAGAAAGGUUUCCAGAAUGGAUUGGGCCUCACCUGCCUCCCAAGACAUUAGUGAAGAACACAAGCAAGGACUUCCUGGAGAAACGGAGGAAAGCUCUUGAUGCUUACUUCAGGGGUCUGCUUAAGCCAGACAUGUGGACCAAGUUUCCUGGAAUGGAAGAACUGGUUAUACAGUUCUUGGCUCCUGGUCUCUGGGAGAAACACAAGAGUGAUCUGGCACGGAAGAUGGAUACAAUCGUCAACCCAUUGAAGACGUCCAUGAAGAAUGUCAGCAACGCUGUCAAGAGUAUUGAUGGGAUGAGGACAGGCAAUAAUGGUGAACUGCAGGAUGGCUUCAACAGUGGUAAAGUCGGGGCUGGCUUGCAUGGCUUGGACACUGAAGACAACAUCCCACUCCGCAUCAUGUUACUGCUCAUGGACGAGGUGUUCGACCUGCGGCACAAGAACCAGUGGCUUCGUCGUCGUAUGGUGGCCAUUCUACGUCAACUCAUCAAGGCCACAUUCGGGGACAUGAUCAACAGGAAAAUAGUAGAUCACGUGAACUGGAUGACAUCGGCAGAGCAGAUGGCAGAGUACAUCAAAACUUUCAGGGAUUCAUUCUGGCCCAUGGGUCAACUGGCUGAGCCACGGCCCACACGUGACGAUAACACCAUGAUGAGAACACGGGUACUGUGCAAGGCCAAGAUGCUGGGUAGUGUGUCAGAUGAGCUGCGGCAUCUGAUGGGAACAGAGACAAUUCGUAUUGGAGUUUCCAGAGUGUUCGACAUGUUCCAACACAAAAACUUAAAUCGAAGACUUGUGUAUGUUUGUCUUGAAGGAGUACUAGAAACAUUAUUUCCGACCAAUAAAUUCCCAGAACUGUUACGAAAACUACAUUCUCGGUCCAAACGAGUUAGACCGCAACAAUCAGAAACUUACUCUGACUCCAACAAAGAAUCAGUGUUACGGCAACGGUCCAUCAGACGAUGAUGAAGCCCAUCGUCAAUGCAACUGUCUCAACAACUUAUCUCUCACAUUCAAAGUAUUUUAUAUGAUCAGUGUUUUAUUUAUCAACCGACGACAUUUUUCAUGGUUAGUACUUUGAUGCAAUUAAUACAAAUAGUGCUUUCAUUGAGAUUAAAUUGAAGUGUCCAAGUUCUGAAGAAGCUGAAGCUUCAGGUCCAAUUUUAAAAUCUGGAGAUGGUUACCAGUUUUUGUCUAUUGUGAAAAAGGAAUCAGACAUUUGGAAGAGCAAUGUCCAGGUUUCCAUCAGAGCAACAUUAUUCCCAGGGAAACCUGUGUUGCCAUCCCAGUGCCAAUACUACCACUACCCCUGUGCUUACAUAAACAGAGCAACAGUCUGAAGAAUUUCAGUGUAAACCAAAAUUCUGGGAAUAUGUUUCAUGGCUCUGGAGGUCAUCUGAGGCAGUUGUGAAAAUGGUUGCUUCUUUAUCUCUGUUUUGAAGUUU